UUGUUGGUGGGCUUCAACUAUGACAGGUGUACUACUGGACAAGUGGUCAGACUAUGUAUUCCUGUCGGCGGACCUCGGGACGGCGGCGAGAGGUCUAGGGACUAUGGCGGACGAGCUUCAAUUCUCAGCGUUCAAACUACAAAGGUACCGGUACAUAAUCAAACAGUAGAUAGAUAAAUAUUUAGGUAAUAAUUCCGUAUGAACUUAUUUUGUCAUAAGUACACAAUAAGGAUUAAUUUUGUAUUUUGGUAUUUUUAUAAAAUUAAGACUGAAAGUUGAUAGUUUCUCAUUUAGUAGUAUUGCAUUUAUGACAUAACAUUUUCUAUUAGGAUCAUCACAUCACAUCACAUUGGAAUAGUGCUAAUGCUUAUGUAAGUGAAGCUGAGGAUUGAAAGAUUUAAUUUCUGCCUGUAAUGAUAUAUAAUAUAUAAAAAUCUAAAGGUGUUUUGUGUGGUAAUUAUGUAUAAACUACUGGACCGAUUGAACUGAAAUUUGACAUGGACAAUCAAGGGUUCCUGGUUGUUUGCUUUUUGUCUUAACCAUAGGCGAGGAAUAUAAAAAUUUCUUUGUCCUAUUAUUAUCUAUCUAUCUAUUUUUCAAUAAUGAAAUAAGUUAUAUACUUAAAAUGUUUCAUUGAAUCUCAGCAAAGCCUGUUACUCAACACGUGAUGUGGCGUAAUCUUACAUUGUACAUAGGUUUUUAUUUCUAAUAAAAUUUCAUUUUAUUAAUGCACUUAUUCCAACUCUUGUUAGUUUAUUUCUGUUGUACAGUGUAAUACCAUUCCUGCGAGUCUUAGCCAAGGGAAAAAAGAUUGACAGUUACAUUAAAUAUUUUACUAAAAUUAUAUUUAUUGAUACCACCAUAUAAUUCAAAAGUAAUUAACAAAUAUCUGACUAUUUAGAAAAUGGUUUGCACAGUUUCAGUCGCAAAUGGCAAUAAUCUGGACAAUACAAAUAAUGUUAACAAUUUCUUAUUUGAUAAAUUAUAAAAAUAUUUUUAAGUUUGGCAUUUGUAGUUCAUUUCAUCUAUGUUUAUUAUUUUAGACAUGCGAUGACACUGAGGUGGAAAGAUGUCGGAUUUCUGCUGUGGGACUUCGGAUGAUGAUUUAGAGACUGCGGUCGAGCUACGGAACUGCGGCGGCUGACCCACAUCGUGAUUACUAUAGAAAAACUUAAUAAUUGCGUUGAACUGACAACAGGACUGCGGUAAACAUGCGUCUGGUGGACUGCGGGACUUCGAAGACUGGUAAGCGGCACUGGCGGUUGGACUUCGAAACUGAACCGGACUUGCGUCGUAAUUACUGUAGACUGAUGUGUAGUAGAUGACCGGCUAACGGGUUCCUAGCGAACUUUGGGACAUCGGCGAGUUGUCUGCUGAACUUGGUGGGUCAACUGCGGGCUCCAGACUUGGUGGGUCAACUGCGGGCUCCGGACUUGGUGGGUCACCUGCUGGCUCUCGGCUGUCGGCUCGGAAUUUCGGGGAGCGGUCAGCUAAACUUGACGGGUCAUCUGGUAUAUUUCACAGUUUCGAUGGACAGAGGUAUUUUGUUUUUCAGAAUCAAUUAUAUUAUUUUCUUGCAUGGGUUAGUGUUAAUUUAAUUAAGUUAUUAAAUUAACGUCCUUCAUAUUAUUUUAUUGCUUGACUGUUUGGUGAACUGCUGGACUUUGGAGGGCGGACUACAGACAGAUUUUUGGCGAUUCAACUGCGGGGCUUCGGUGGGCGGAGUUCAUAACUGCGGCGGGGCGGCCUCACGUUCGAACUGUGCCGGUUGGGUGUCUGGCACUUCGUAGUACAGAUUACAGGACUUCUGUUCGAGGAUGAGCCACAGCACCUAGGUUGGCAGACUACGGGACUUCGGUUGGUUGACUGGAGUACAUCUCUUGACGGACAGGACACGGGACAGCAGUUGGCAAACGGACUGGGCGUCGGUUGGCGGACUGGACUUCGGCGGGCUACCUGCAGAACUUGGGUGAGAGGACUGCAUGUAUUCUACGGUCGGACAGGGUGGCUUCGGUAGGUAAAUUGCUUGACUUUUAGGUGGAUUGUAGGACACAGGAAUGCAGCUAAAGGGCGCCUAGCUGACUGUCGGACUUACGAGGGCGGACUGGUAAACUUCUUCGGGAGGACUGCAGGCUUUCACUGGCCGGACUAAGGGGCUUUUAAAAGGUGUCUGCUGAACUGUGAAGAGCGGACUACUCAAUUUCGGCGGUUCGACUGUAGUUGAUACGCUUUGGAAUUGCGACGGUCGCACGUCUGGCGCAUUGGAGGGAGGGCAGACUACGGGACUUCUGUCGGAAGAUGGGAUACGGGACUUCUGUCGGAAGAUGGGAUACGGGACUUCGGUUGGUGGACUGCGGCACUUCAACGAGCUGACUACGUUUACAGCAGCGGACUGCGGGGUUUCGACGGGCGUACUGCCAGACGUUCGUCGAGCUGACGGUUUUGGAAGGGUGGACAGCUGGGAUUCUACGGCCGGACUGAGGGUCUUCGGCAGGUGAAUUGCCUGACCAUCGGUGGGCUACAUAACGACGGGAUGGCGGCUUAAGGAUGCCAGGCGGACUGGUGAUGUCCAGCGGGACGAUUGCAGGUUUUCUCCGGCCGGAAUGACGGACUUUGAAGGGUGGACAGCCGGACUUUCAAGAGUGUACUACUGAAUUUCGGCUGUUCAAUACGGUGGAGCUGCGCAGUUCGGAUAUCUAGCGUUUCGGAGUAAGGACUACGGGACUUCGGUUGACGUACUGCGGGAUUUCGGUGGGUGCACUGCGGGACUUCCGACAACUGGAACCCGGUACUGGCGGUUGGACUUCAAAACUGGAUUUCGGGACUUCGAUGGCCAGAGUGGCCUUCGGGACAGACAGGCUGACUGCGAGACUUUGAUGGCCAGUAUGCGGGACUUCGACGGGCGGUCUGCGGGACUUCGACGGGCGGUCUGCGGGACUUCGACGGGCGGUCUGCGGGACUUCGACGGGCGGUCUGCGGGACUUCGACGGGCGGUCUGCGGGACUUCGACGGGCGGUCUGCGGGACUUCGACGGGCGGUCUGCGGGACUUCGACGGGCGGUCUGCGGGACUUCGACGGGCGGUCUGCGGGACUUCGACGGGCGGUCUGCGGGACUUCGACGGGCGGUCUGCGGGACUUCGACGGGCGGUCUGCGGGACUUCGACGGGCGGUCUGCGGGACUUAGAAGGGUGGACAGCUGGGAUUCUACGGCCGGACUGGGGGGCUGCGGCAGGCGACUUGCCUGACUUACGGUGGACUACGGGAUGGCGGCUUAAGAAAGCUUGGCGGACUGGUGAACUUCAGCGAGACGAUUGCAGGGUUUCUCCGGCCGGACUGAGGGCCUUUGACGGACGGUCUGCGGGACUUCGGCUGGCGGUCUGCGGGACUUGGAAGGGUGGAAGGGUGGACAGCUGGGAUUCUACGGCCGGACUGGGGGGCUGCGGCAGGCGAUUUGCCUGACUUUGACGGUGGACUUCGGGAUGGCGGCUUAAGGAUGCUUGGCGGACUGGUGACCUUCAGCGAGGCGAUUGCAAGGUUUCUCCGGCCGGACUGAGGGCCUUUUACGGGCGGAAAGCCGAAGUUUGAAAAGUGGACUACUGAUGUUCAGUGGUUCGACUGCGGUAGACUCAAGUUAGAACUGCGCCGUUCGGAUGUCUGGCGCUUCGGAGUAAGGACUACGGGAAUUCUGUUGACGUACUGCGGGUUUUCGGUUGGCGAACUGCGAGAUAUUGACGACUGGAAUGCGGUACUGGCGGUUGGACUUUGAAACUUGAGCGGACUUGCGUCGGGAUUACUGUAGGUGGACAUAGUAGAAGACCGGCUAACGUGUCCCUGGUGAACUUCAGGUCAUCGGUGAUUGGUGUGCUAACUUAGGCGAGUCGAUUGCUGGAUUCCGGGACUUCGAUGAGCAGAGGUAUUUCUGUUUUCCAAUAAAUAUUCUUAUUCUGUAUAUAUAUAUAUAUAUAUAUAUAUAUAUAUAUAUAU
Homalodisca vitripennis (glassy-winged sharpshooter) is the source of this 3984-nucleotide messenger RNA. RefSeq lists its product as uncharacterized. The transcript is spliced from 2 exons. The record is from RefSeq and is a predicted model, not a curated record. Bases 2877 to 3245 code for a protein of 122 amino acids. NCBI's taxonomy places the organism in Eukaryota, Metazoa, Arthropoda, Insecta, Hemiptera, Cicadellidae.